UCCUCGCGCUCCGCAGCCCCCCCAAGGCCCACAGCGAUUCGCAGCCCGUCCUGCCCCAUAGAGUCCCCCAGCACCAUAGGGACUCCCCCCCCGCAGCUCUUUCAGACCCAUAGCGUGUGUCCCGUCCCGCCCCCCCCGGUCCCAUAGGGAGCUGCUGAGCGGCGCCGUGGGGCGCGGGGGGGGGCGAUGUCCCGUGGGGCGACUGAGGGGACCCCUGCCGCCCCGCCGUCCCCCGGGCGCCCGACGGUCUAUGUGUUGCUGGAGGGGCCCAGCACCCCCGACACCCUCCGGCUGCUCAGCCUGAGCUCCGUGCUGCCUGAGUCAGGGAUCGUGGCUGACAUCGAGUGGGACCCCCCGGGGGUAGACCCCCCCAGCGACCCCCCCGCGGCCCCCCCCUCUGGAGACUCCCCCAGCACCUUCUAUUGCCUCAAGAGCCAACCCCUGCCCCACAGCCCGGGCCCGGCCCCCCCUGCUGCCAUGGCUGCCCCCACCGCGGCUCCCCCCUCAUCGCGGGUGCUGCUGCGGCAGCAGCUGAUGCGGGCACAGGCACAGGAGCAGGAGCAACGUGAGCGAAGGGACCCCCCCCCUGGCCCCUCGCCGGCCCCCGGGCCUUCCCCCGCCAUUGCCGUGGGGGGGCCCCCCCAACCGCGGGCACCCCCCCAUGUGCCCCCUGAGGUGCUCAAGGUCCAGACCCACCUGGAGAACCCGACCCGGUACCACCUGCGAGCGGCGCAGCGGCAGCAGGUCCGGCAGUACCUCACCUCUGCACUGGGCCGCGGGCCCCCCAGCCCCCCCGGGCCCCCCCCGGCCCCCCCCGCACCCCACAGCCCCCUCACCCUGCUCCACAUCGGGCCCGGCUUUGAGAAGGAGAUCGAUGAUGUCAUUGAUGAGAUCAUCAGCCUCGAGUCCAGCUAUGACGAGCUGCUCAGCUUCGGCCCCGCCGAGGGCGGCCUCCAGCUCCCUAGCACGCUCCCGGCCCCUGCGCCCCUGCUGGAGGUGUUCAGCCCCCCCCAGGGAGGCAGCAGCUCCUGCCCGGCCGAGCUGCCCCGCGUCAAGGCCGAGCUUUCAGAAACGGAGGCGAAGGCGUUGCUGAAGGAGCGCCAGAAGAAGGACAACCACAACCUGAUUGAGCGGCGCCGACGCUUUAACAUCAAUGACCGUAUCAAGGAGCUGGGGACCCUCAUCCCAAAAUCCAAUGAUCCGGAGAUGCGCUGGAACAAGGGCACCAUCCUGAAAGCCUCAGUGGAUUAUAUCCGGAAGCUGCAGAAGGAGACACAGCGUUCUCGAGAGCUGGAAUUGCACCAGCAGCGCCUGGAGCAGGCAAACCGGAGCCUCCAGCUCCGGGUCCAGGAGCUGGAGCUGCAGGCACAGCUCCACGGGCUCCCCCUCAUCCCUCCGCUGGCACCAGCAGCCGAGGGGGGGUGUGAGGAGGCCCCUGGGGGCCCCCCUUUUCCCCCCGGGGGUCCCCCCACGCCCCAGUGCCUCCUAGACCUGGCGGUGGCCGAGGACCUGCCCCCCGGCCUGGGCCUACCCCUGGGGCUAGGUGGGCCAGAUGGGACCUUCGAUGACAUCCUCAUGGACGAGGGGGGGGCUCUGUCCCCUCUCGGACCCCCUGGCGCCCUCCUCGCCUCCCCGGGCCCCUCCCGUGCCUCCAGCCCCCGCAGCAGCCUCAGCAUGGAAGACGAGCCCUGAGCGCUGCCCCUUUAAGACCCUUCAGGUGCGGCCCUUUUAAGGCCCCCACCCCACCAUGCCCAACACCCCGAUGGUUGGUUCAGGAGGGCCCCCCAGGGUGCCGUGAUGAGGCUUUUUAAACGGGCGAGCGCUUCUUAAGGCUGGCAGUGGCCUUAAGGUGUGGCCACUGUCUUGCCCUUUUAGGACGCUCCAUUGGUGGACCCACCUUGAGGGACCUCAACCGGGCAUCGCCCAUUGGCGAGGUCCUCCCACUGUGUGGCCCUUUUAAGGUGUCUCCUUGACCCCGCCCCUCAGGGAAGCCUUGGCCCCACCCCCGUCGGGCCCCGCCCCUUCCUGGCUGUCUGCCUAUCAGCGGGCUCCUGAGGGCUGGGCCCUCAGUGUCACGUCCCGCCCCUCUCUUUUGGCACUCACACAAACCCCGCCCUCUCCUGCCGACCCCGCCCACCGGCUCCUCUUAAAGGGGCCGCUCACCCGCUACCCCCCCCCGGUUUUGUACGGAAACGGUCCCGUGGGAAAUAAACGUUUGUUAACGAGGA
Molecule: messenger RNA, 2228 nt
Organism: Pezoporus occidentalis (night parrot)
Lineage: Eukaryota; Metazoa; Chordata; Aves; Psittaciformes; Psittacidae
Product: transcription factor E3-like
Exons: 10
Coding region: 187-1692 (501 amino acids)
Biological process (GO): regulation of transcription by RNA polymerase II
Cellular component (GO): nucleus
Molecular function (GO): protein dimerization activity; DNA-binding transcription factor activity, RNA polymerase II-specific; RNA polymerase II cis-regulatory region sequence-specific DNA binding
Source: RefSeq, a predicted model, not a curated record